CUUCGCUCAACCUCCGUACGAUGAUUUCAUCCCACUACUAUAAUAUUGACUAUGCUAACUUGUAGUACAGCACCGGUCCCCUUCGGUUCAAUCUUCCGCAGCCCGUUCCAUCUUACAAUGCAUCAUUCUCGGCCACGGCAAUGGGGCCUGCGUGCCCUCAACAAACCAUCGACCUUCCAAUCCUGACAGGACUCGCAGCGGAAACGAUAGACUUCAUCGUGAACAGCAUUUAUGGUUUUGUAUUCCCAGACGACGAGGAUUGUCUAACGAUCAACGUGAUUAAACCUGCCUCCGCUACAACCUCGUCGAAGCUGCCUGUCCUUGUGUGGAUAUUCGGAGGCGGGUUUGAGCUCGGGGGUCCACAAAUGUACGAUGGAACCAGUAUCGUUGAACGUUCCAUUGAACUCGAUGAACCUGUAAUCUAUGUUUCUAUGAACUAUCGGGUCACAGCUUUUGGAUUUUUAUCUAGUCAAGAAGUUAAGGAUGCUGGGGUCGGAAAUCUUGGUCUUCAAGAUCAACGGGAGGCGUUUAGAUGGGUCCAAAAGUACAUAGGGGCGUUUGGUGGAGAUCCGACAAAAGUUACCAUCUGGGGGGAAAGCGCAGGUGCAAUUUCAGCAUCACUGCAUAUGGUGAGCAAUGGUGGUAAUACGGAAGGACUAUUUCGUGCAGCUUUCAUGCAAUCUGGCUCCCCUAUACCGGUGGGGGACAUUACCGACGGUCAAGCUUAUUACGAUACAUUAGUCGAAGCUACUGGCUGUUCUGAAUCUAGUGAUACAUUGGAUUGUCUCAGAGGCGUUGACUACACGGUGCUCAAAGCUGCAGUGGAUGCCUCUCCGGGUAUCUUCGCGUAUCAGUCUCUGAAUCUUGCAUGGCUUCCCCGUGCAGAUGGUGUCUUUUUGACUGAUGACCCUCAAAAGCUGGUACAGCAGGGCCAAGUGUCUGCUAUCCCAAUUGUCAGCGGCGAUUGUGAUGACGAAGGAACCCUUUUCUCUCUUGCAAGUUUGAAUGUCACGACACAAUCUGAUAUCGCCACCUACGUACAGACAAUUUUCCUCCCGAAUAUAUCAGAUUCGGACUUGGCAGAAUUGUUGACGGAAUACCCAGCAGAUAUUACAGAAGGCUCCCCCUUCGACACUGGGAUUUUGAACGCGAUCACUCCAGAGUUCAAGAGAAUCGCUGCAUUCCAGGGGGAUGCCGUGUUCCAAGCUCCUCGUCGAUUCUUCCUGCAAAGUCUCAGCGGGAAGCAGCCCAUUUGGUCAUUCAUAAACAAACGACUCAAGGACUUACCGGUUCUGGGUUCAGCCCACGGCACCGACAUUUUGAACGUUUACGGAGGGGGAGACAUGGCGGACUAUCUCAUCCGCUUUGCUGCAACCCUCGAUCCUAACGGCAACACUGGAAUUGAGUGGCCACAAUAUACAACUGGUUCCCCUAACAUGUUACAGUUCAACGAUGGUCUGAUUCCGUUGACGCUUUCCUUGGACAAUUAUCGGGAAAGUGCAAUGAGCUUCACAACCCAGUUGACGUUGACAAACCCGGUAUGAUGCAAGAUUCCGCCUCGAGAAUUGAGGAAAGGUUGAGUUAGGUAUAUUUCAAUAGUUCAGCGUAUAUGUGUUCAGUAAAUUAUUGUGGAGGGGGGCCACUGCAUUUCAUGCAUGGCAUAACACUAAACAGAGGGAAUGUGUGCGUAAUCGAUGUGGAGUGAUAAUGAGUAUCGAAGAUUCGAAGGUGCCGAUCGGAAGUUCAACUUGGCCAUGUGCCUCAUCAACAAAUAAGCGCUACGGAGUCUGGUUCACUGGGGCCGGUGAGACGG
This is a messenger RNA of Lentinula edodes (shiitake mushroom), 1813 nucleotides long. RefSeq names its product carotenoid ester lipase precursor. The transcript has 13 exons. Bases 141 to 1544 code for a protein of 467 amino acids. The record is from RefSeq and is a predicted model, not a curated record. Lineage: Eukaryota; Fungi; Basidiomycota; Agaricomycetes; Agaricales; Omphalotaceae.